UGGUCCAACUCAAUGUGGUCGGUAGUGAAGAAAACAAAUGAUUAUCGUAGUGUUCGAAGAGAGAAAUUCAACAGCGUUUAUCCAAUUGUCUUGCAAAAAUGCUUGAACGUUGCCUAGAGUGUUAAUGGACAAUCUCACAAGCGGUUUUAGAAAAACCCGGCGUAUUGGCUAGGUGUCGGUUUUCUCGAAAGAAGCAAAAAUUUAUUUUCAUGUGUGCGCGGGCUUGAACGAACAAAGUGUAUUCAUGUUAGUGCAAGCAAACAGAAGCAAGAGUCGGACCUGGAAACAGUAUCCGUGUGGAUUGUAUUUUCUUACGCCGCCUCUAUCGUAGAACAUGGCGAAAAAAUAAACUACCGAAAAUAAUAAAUGCUGUUUCGAAUUGGAAUCGUUACUGUUUACUAUUGAGUGUAACAGAAGCCAAGGAACGGAAGUGUUGAAUCGAGAACAAGUAGUAGCGUGGAAUCUCAGUGUGAUUUGCUGAAGUUGAGAAGAUUGCUGCCACUGUUUUGUAAGCCAAAAUGGGCGCGUAUCUUUCAGAACCUCUCACAACCAAGGAUUCUAGCGAUGAAGCGAACGAUUUUCUCGCUGCCGGAUCCAGCUCCAUGCAGGGUUGGAGAAUUAGCCAAGAGGAUGCCCACAACUGUAUCCUGAAUUUCGAUGAAAAGACAUCUUUUUUUGCCGUGUAUGAUGGGCAUGGUGGAGCUGAGGUUGCCCAGUACUGUAGCGUUCAUCUUCCGACAUUCCUCAAAGGACUCGAGAAGUAUGUAGCCAAAAACUUUGAGCAGGCUUUGAAGGAUGCCUUUCUAGGAAUCGAUGCUAAAUUGCUGGACAAUAAGGUAAUCGAAGAACUGAAGAAACUUUCGGAUAAAACCAAUGGAGAAGAUGCCAUAGAAGAGGAAGAUGAGGACGAAGAAGAUUACGACGACAAUGUCGAUGAUUUAUGCAAAGAGGCCACCAUGCCUCUGAACGAAGUUUUGCAGAUGUACAAGAAAAAUCCAGCACUUAAUAAAAUUAAGGAAGGCAACUGUUCGAAACCGGCAUCUCCUUUCCUAAAGGGAAAACGAAAGAUCCAUACAGACCAGCCAGGACCGAGCUCUAGCAAUGCAGGUCUUUCGUCUGCAGAAGCAGAUGCAACAUCCAACACGGAGGCUGGUGCUUCGGACACAGCUGAUUCUACUGUAAGUAGCUCAAGCAAUAAAAAGGAAACAGUUCAGCAGACACCAGAAUCGUCAUCAGCGUCGGACGAGAAAAAAGUGGACCAAAGUGACGAAAUAAGCGAUACCGAUGGAAAUGCAUUGACCAAAACCACAAAGGAAGAGUGUGCACCUGACAGUUCUUCGUCAAAAGCGGACGAAGAGGAAAAGUCCAAGAAGCCGACUCCUGUUAUUAAUGGAGGCGUAGACGAAGCUGUUGGUAAAUCCACCGUUUCUUCAUCUUCCACCUCCAAUCAGGAUAAUGGCGUUGCCUCAAGCAAUUCAGUUUCAUGUACGACUAAAAACACUAACAACGUUGACACUUCACCUGCUUCGUCUUCGUCAAUCUCAGCGUCACUGAAGAAAGAUGCUAGCAAUGGACCGGGCAGUUCCCUGUCAGCUGAUUCUACAGAUGAUGACGAUGACGAUGACACCGAAAGCGAUGGCAACCCAACUGCUGAAGGUCCUGAUGAAACGUCCAGUACCGAAGAUGGGGAGGAUGACAAUUUCUGCGAGGAUGCAAGCGACGAUGAAGAAGAAAUGGAUGAUGAAGAAUUCUUGAACGAGGAAGAUGAAGCAUUCAUGAAUAACAUAACCGAUGAGCCAGGAAAAGACAGUGGUUGUACAGCUGUUGUCGCGUUACUACACGAUAAGGAUUUAUAUGUUGCCAAUGCUGGUGAUUCACGCUGCGUUGUUUGUCGCAAUGGCAAAGCUUUGGAUAUGAGCUUCGAUCACAAACCCGAGGAUCAAAUCGAAUUCGACAGAAUACAAAACGCAGGUGGUCGUGUUACAUUAGAUGGUCGUGUCAACGGUGGACUGAAUCUCUCCCGUGCUAUAGGAGACCAUGGGUACAAAAUGAAUAAGAAACUACCUCCAGAGGAUCAGAUGAUCUCGGCGAUGCCAGAUAUCAAGCGUAUUGCGAUUGAACCAGAAGAUGAAUUCAUGGUUCUGGCCUGCGACGGAAUCUGGAAUUUCAUGACAAGUGACGACGUUGUAGAAUUUGUGCAAGAACGCAUCAGCGAUCCCACAAAAAAACUAUCCGAAAUCUGCGAAGAGAUGUUUGAUUACUGCCUAGCACCACACACCAAGGGUGACGGGACCGGAUGCGACAACAUGACUGCAAUUAUCGUCCAAUUCAAGCCAAGCUACACUGACGCAGUGUCGAGAAAACGGGCCGCUUCGUUAGAGCCGGAAACAUAUGCAAUUGAGAGCGAUUGCAAAAAAGCUAAAACAGAGCAAAACGCAAGAAGCUCAACAAGUGCGGGCAGCAAUGGAUGUACCUCUACAAAGGGCGACAAAGAAGAGCCGACUGGGACAACGGUGGAAUCUGUUGGAUCUAGUUUACCAACAGAUACUAAUGAGGAUGCAGCAUCUUCUUCAACGUGAAUCUAUGACAUUUAGAUACUUACAUGCAUACUCAAACCCAUAGCAACAAUCGCGAUCUGUAAUCGCUCCUAUUUUUUUGUUCAUCUGAAUCGAUCGAGUUGUUCUGUGAAUUCGAUGUCAUUGUUGAGAAAGCGAAAUCCAACUUUAUAUAGUUUACAACUUCUCUGAACAUUAUAUUACAUUAAAUUUGGUCAACCGUAGAUCGUUCACCAAUACUCGUUUGCGCUAUCAUUAGAAAAACAAUUCAAACAAAUCAUAAUGGGCAAUAGUUGCAACCAUACUUAAUGACAUUAUUUCAUUCGUUUAACAUUUGAGAGGUAGAUGACAGAGUUAUACAAACAUUGACGAAAAAGAACGUUUGUUUCGAUCAUGUAGUAUCUCCCGCAGUGUAUUGAUUGUUAGGGGGUACUACACGAUAUGACAACUACAAAUUAAAUGAAUAAUAUUCACAUAAGACGAUAGAAUUAUUCAACUGUAAUAAAAACAAUCUUAUAAGUCGAUACCUUACAAAUGAUUUUUUGCAUACAUGGCCAAUAUAGUGUGUCUAGAAUGCGAAGAAAAUUAACAGUAUGUAUUUGUAGUAAAUUCUUAUAGAAACGCGAAGAUGUGAGUUGAUCUUACCAAAUUGUGUAGAUAUUUGUUUCAGUGAUUCAAUGGAAUUCACCAGGAGAGCAUAACAAACCUUAUUUUCAGUCCUACCGAAUGUAACAACAACAUACAUAACGCCCUUUUCAUCGAGGACAUUAAGAACAUAAUUGAAAGCAUAAUUUCCAAGCGUUCGGCCCAUUAAUCUUAGUCUUUCGAGAAACACAAUAAAAUGUCUGAACAA
Molecule: messenger RNA, 3408 nt
Organism: Toxorhynchites rutilus septentrionalis
Lineage: Eukaryota; Metazoa; Arthropoda; Insecta; Diptera; Culicidae
Product: probable protein phosphatase CG10417
Exons: 6
Coding region: 519-2579 (686 amino acids)
Biological process (GO): protein dephosphorylation
Molecular function (GO): cation binding; protein serine/threonine phosphatase activity
Source: RefSeq, a predicted model, not a curated record